AUGUGGAUGAGCUGCAGAAGCAGAAUCCAGAAUCGCUGUCAUCCCAGUGAUCAACGAAGAGCACAAUGGCCUCGAUUGCAAAUGCGAACCGAUAAAUCAGAUUUCACUCGUUGAGGACGAGCGCUCGUUCGGUGGCAAAGGAAACCGCGUUGGACACGUUUGAACGUCGUGCUCGCUCGGAGACGGUGAUUCGGACGACCACAGGAAGACUGUCCAACAGGCUGAAUGGCUGAGCCAGAGCUACUGCUGGACUCCAACAUCCGGCUCUGGGUGGUGCUGCCCAUUGUCUUCAUCACCUUCCUUGUGGGGGUGAUCAGACACUACGUCUCUAUCCUUCUACAGAGUGACAAAAAGCUAACACUAGAACAGGUCUCUGAUAGCCAGGUUCUUAUUCGCAGCAGAAUCCUGAGAGAAAAUGGAAAAUACAUCCCUAAACAAUCAUUUUUAAUGAGAAAAUUCUACUUCAACAACCAAGAAGAUGGCUUCUUCAAGAAGACCAAAAGGAAGGUUGUCCCACCUUCCCCAAUGACAGAUCCCAGCAUGCUGACAGACAUGAUGAAAGGAAAUGUCACCAACGUACUUCCAAUGAUCCUAAUUGGUGGCUGGAUUAACUGGACCUUUUCAGGAUUUGUAACAACUAAGGUUCCUUUCCCUCUCACUCUCCGCUUCAAGCCAAUGCUGCAACAAGGGAUAGAGCUGCUUUCCCUGGAUGCUUCCUGGGUCAGUUCAGCUUCAUGGUAUUUCCUGAAUGUGUUUGGACUACGAAGCAUGUACUCUCUAAUCCUCGGCCAAGACAAUGGUGCAGAUCAGUCGAGAAUCAUGCAGGAACAGAUGAGCGGUGCAGCCAUGGCCAUGCCUGCAGACACAAACAAGGCCUUCAAGGCUGAAUGGGAGGCCCUCGAGCUGACUGACCAUCAGUGGGCGCUGGAGACCGUAGAAGAGGAACUGAUGAGCAGAGAACUGGACUUUGAUGGCCUGUUCAACAAGGAACUACCAAGUGGAAUCUUCUGAUGUGGCUCAGUGCUGGGUUCAAUUCAUGGUUCAAAUGGGACAAAUCCCUCCUGUGUUAUGCAAAGUUUACAUUCCUUCAUUUAAGGUCCCACUUUAUUUCCAGGUUGACUAAUAUUUCACAAAUGUCCUGAAAUUUCCAAUUAAUAUUUUGCUUUCUUAGAAAUGUUGACAUUUGCCUGAACUGUUAAGAUAAUGAAGUGCUAUAACUAGUGACUAUUUUCAAGCUAAACUAUAAAAUCCAUCUCUAAUUAUUAAGAAAAAAAUAGUGUUUUACAGAUUGAAUGCCGCCAUUUAUUAGCUCCAUCAUGCUUAGAUCAGCUGCCUGAGAUUACAAGUAGAGCUCCAAGUUGUUUGCGAAGAAUAUGUUUCUCAGAUUAGUUUAUUGUGUUUUUUUGUAACGAAACUCGUGCGUUUUGUACAAUAUAAACCCUGUUUUCUCAAAGAAGUGGCU
Molecule: messenger RNA, 1462 nt
Organism: Synchiropus splendidus (mandarinfish)
Lineage: Eukaryota; Metazoa; Chordata; Actinopteri; Syngnathiformes; Callionymidae
Gene: emc3
Product: ER membrane protein complex subunit 3
Exons: 9
Coding region: 226-1011 (261 amino acids)
Biological process (GO): protein folding in endoplasmic reticulum
Cellular component (GO): membrane; EMC complex
Source: RefSeq, a predicted model, not a curated record